Molecule: messenger RNA, 788 nt
Organism: Paramacrobiotus metropolitanus
Lineage: Eukaryota; Metazoa; Tardigrada; Eutardigrada; Parachela; Macrobiotidae
Exons: 3
Coding region: 177-788 (203 amino acids)
Source: RefSeq, a predicted model, not a curated record
GCGGAUUAUCAGUUACUCUGCUGACCUUAGUUGGUCAAAAGCUUGGGUUUCGGUAAAUCCAUUAUUCCCAUUAUCUUUUUGAAGUGGAACUGACUCACUUCAACUGACUCAAAUUUGCUUUAGGUUCUUGUUAUUACCGCCAGUAUCUUCAUUAGUCACUAUUACGACAACAGAAAAUGCGACGUAUGAUGGAGCUCCGGCGGAGCUUCUUAUGGGAAAGGGAUUACAAUAUCGCCGUGCAUAAAAGAUGGCUGGUCGAUUCAGCGAUUACCGAUAAGUCCCUGAUCAGAGCCCUGUUCCGCACAGCAUUGAUCGAUACAUGGCCGGGCUUGCUUGUAUCCGCAGUGAGCGUAAUCGUGACUAUUUUUAUCGUACGCUGUUUGAGCGCAAGACAAAGACAAUAUUAUAGUACGACAUCGGUAAACCAAAGUUUAAAAAACGCGGAUUCGCUUCGAACACUGGCCAUGCUCAAAUGGAUUACCAGUAUUUUGACUACCAUGCAGACUCUGAUCUUCAGCUUUUUCAGUCAGGUGGAUAUUAAGCGCCCACGGUUUGCGGGUGCCCAGUUGGCACUGCUGCAGUGGAUCAUCUAUUCUUACUUUGCGAUAUGCUUAAUGAAUGCCUACGUCAGUUCAAGCCUAUUAGGAACAACACUGACCCUCCCUUUCCACAGUCUGGUGGGAUUUGCGCGAUCAGGUUUCGAUCCUCUUGUGGUUGGCACAACAGCAUCUGUCGGCUUAAUGGUAAGGUUACGAAUGCAACUGCGUCGGACCAACGACACAGUCUAG